CGACGACCCGCCAUUGUGAUGCACUUUUUUGCCCUGCAGCUGGUGGCGAGACAGAUAUGCGCGAAUCUUUGCGACGUGGAUCUCUAGCAGAGUAAUUACAGGAAAGUCCUUGCCUAUAUCUCCAGGGCGACUACAGUGCGCGACCGGACUACACCUACACAGGGACCACUCAUCAGCAACAGUUUGAGCUUCGCAUCGGGUCGUUCACAUACAGCAUGCUCGACUGGAAACUGCCCGCUUUCAGGACGGAUUUUGACACUGCGCCAUCUCGAUAGUACUCGAUCUGUGCUCGUCAUCGAGGAUUUGGCCCCAAUCGGCCCUCACGUCGCGAGCAUCUUGACAAGGUCCACUCCCGAGGUCUCCCGUUCUCCACGAAAUCAUCGGUGUUUAGGAUGGCGACUGCCUUGAGAAUGUCCAGCCAGGAGGCCUCAACGCAUCCAAGAGUCUCGCUAACGGCAUCAGCGACGAGCGGGAUCGGCGAGGUGGGUAUCCAUCGGCAGCGAAGUAAUGCUUCGCGGCGCUUCCGACAUCGCGGAGAAGCUACACGGGAUCGGGAUGUUUUCCGACAUCUCUUUACCUGGGCCGGUAUCUUCGGCGCAGACUUUAUAAACACUCGCGUUUUCCAACCUCUUCAGCUGCAAACUUCGACGCCACAACCACAAGCUUGUCCGGAUACAUCGCUUGUCGCCGUAGCACAGUUAGCUGCCCUCCGUCUGAAGGCUCGGAAUUGCCUAGUCACACUGUGUUGUAGGAAGAAUGAAUAUGUCUUGGCCGAUGUAACUCAGACGACCUCACUACAAACUGAUAGAUAUGAUGAUCCUUCAGCAGAAGCACCGUGGAUCGGCACGUCCUUCUUCGACAAAGCUCAUGGUCUCACAAGCUACGCUCUCGAGGAGUGGCAAAGGGCGCGACGGCCACGUGAGUGUCCGGACGAGCCUGACCACUACUAUACGCCUCAGCUUUCGGAGCACUGUUACGUUAUUAGUGACGUUCGCAAGAAUGCGCGAUGCAAGCAGACCGAGAUGAUCCGGAAAACUCCGUGGAUUCGAUUCUAUUGUUCUGUGCCGCUUAGAGGAGGCCAAGGAUCAGUGAUAGGCGCAUUGACGAUCCUGGACGAUCAGCCACGUUACGGCAUUAGCCAUCGUGACCUUACAUUGAUGGAGGCUCUCUCAGAUACCAUUGUGGAACAAUUGCACGCAACCGUCGUUCGCGCACAGCAGCAGCGGAGUGAACGUUUGAUGCAGAGCAUGUCACUAUUCAAUGAUGGCGAGCGAAGUAUGCGAGACUGGUGGAUGUCUCAGGAUGACGCAAGAGUACACAACAAAGGACGUAUGCAUCUCGUCAACAACGCUCGACAUACCGUGCAGGGCUCAAAUAGAGCUGUCAGGGCUGAUGCGGAAUUUGGUCGACAAGGAACCCCUGUGCAGCAACAAGAUACGGCGAGCCACGCCUCAGACAACGUCCUCUCAGUAAGAGCUCCAGAUCGGGUGGCAGCUGUUGCAGAAUCAACUUCUCAGCCCCAAUCGCGCGCCAAUGUCACGGAUGUCAAGGAAGCUAGAGCUGGUGAACGACGUACGAAUCAACAAAAGCGUAGUGCUGAAGAUGGAAACGAUCUUGCCACAAGCACAUUGGCGGCAUACAGCCGUGCCGCCAACCUCAUGCGAGAAGCAAUGGGGAUUGAGGGCAUUGUUUUCAUUAAUUUGGAUCACUCCGCAGGUAACAUGAACCAGUUUCCCACUUCCAGCGAAAGUGGGGACAGUUCAGCAAGCGGCGAGGAGAACCAGAGUUGUGAUGUCUACAGCUCAUCAGUGAGACACUCGUCGUCGGACGGCCGCAUUGGAAUAGUGAACACAAUCAAACUUCGCGCCAAGCAGCUUCGACGCAUGAUUCGCUGUCAUCCCCAUGGAGUCGUGUUGCAAAUAGAGGCCGAUGGAACGAUUCUGAAUACGUCCAGUGAUGACUCUGACCAGUCUGGUUCGAACAAUGAACGAGAACGCCUAAAUCGUCAGGUCAAGCAGGACAUGCAAACACUCGGAGCCCUGGUACCCAACAUCUCUUCAGCUGCCUUGUAUCCUCUCCGCGACGACAGCAAUGGACAAUGGCGCUCGUGUAUAUUCGCGUGGAGUACGAAUCUGAACCGCAUUCUUGACAAAAACCAAGACCUAGCUUACAUGCAGUCCUUUGGUCACUCACUCUUGUCAGAGCUCGCGCGGCUGGAGGCUCUAGCCGCGGAUUAUGCAAAAGCGACGUUCAUCUCGUCCAUUAGUCACGAGUUACGCUCGCCUCUACACGGCAUACUUGCGGGCGCCGAAUUCUUGCACGGGACGCAUCUCGACUCGUUCCAGUUGGAAAUGACUCAAACGAUUGACACUGCAGGCAAGACUCUUCUCGAUACAGUGGACCAUAUCCUUGAAUUCUCGAAGAUCAGUUCAAAUUCGCGCGCAUCACGAAUGGAGCGCCAGCGUCGAAAUCCCGUCUCCACCUCAUAUCUUAAUUCCAAGAACGAGCAGGUAGUCCCAGUCGACUUAGCACAGCUCACCGAAAACGUCGUCGAGACUUGUGUCUUUGCGUAUAGAUCACAAACGUCCACAGCUCCGCAAAGCGAUAUUGUAAUGACUGGAGGCUCCAGCCCACUCACUCCACGAUCCCCUGUGUCAGGCCCGCUCCUCGCAUCAUCUGGCGACGUCGCCAUCACCUUAAACAUCAGUCAUCGAACAAGCUGGCAGGUCAGAGUCGACUCAGGCGCCUGGACGAGAGUUCUCACCAAUCUGGUGGGAAAUGCACUGAAGUAUACACAUCGCGGGCACGUUCUGGUUCAUCUAGAUGCUGUCGAGCCGGUGUGGCGUAAUGAGGAUUCGCUAUCACCGAAAGGCCCAGCCUUGGUUCAUCUAACAAUCGAGGACACCGGAGUCGGGAUGUCAGACGUGUUCCGCAAGAGCGGCGCGUUCAUGCCGUUCAAGCAAGAGAAUCCUCAUUCGUCGGGAGUCGGACUUGGACUGAGCAUAGUCAAACAGAUUGCACACGACAUGAAUGCUACUUUAAGCUUGGAUUCUAAGCUCGGCAAGGGAACCAAAAUUACCCUUUCGAUUCCAAUUAAAUUCUCCCCGGAAAAUACGACAGUGAAUUCAAUUGGAGCAUCGCCAGGUAAUGGCGAAGAUGCCAACAUUCCAAACAAAGCGAACAUCUUUCACAUGCUUGCACCGCCGUCCACUUCAGGCGUUGGCAAUCCAGGGUCAGAUGAUAGUCUUACCAAAGCAGCACUCGAACGUAGUCUGCUGGACAACGCUGAAGCGUGGCUUGGCUGUAGCGUGUCUCCAGUGACACAGCUCGAGCCGACGCAUGCUUUGACACCGGCCUCUGUCUGCGCCAUCACUGAAAGCGCGUUCAAAGCAUGGAAGCAGCAGCAGCCUCAGCGCCUGUCGAGAUUUGUCGAAAUAGUCCGAGGGAGUAAGGCUCAUCUUCUGAUCGUCGCUGAAACCAUUCGAUCUGUGGUCCCAGAUCCAGCCUCUGCCAAUCCGACAUUGAAUCAAGUAUUUAUUCAUCAGCCCAUCGGACCUGCAAAACUCCUACGGGCGAUUGCGAUCGACAAAAGUAGUACGGCGUCAGAUUCUAUGGCGUAUGACUCGCAAAGUGAUUCGUCCACUGCAAGCUCACCUGUGCGAGAUUUGGCUUUGCCGGAAUACUCUGUCAAGUCAAAUUGUACGGAAAUUCGACGCCCAGGAAUGGGAUUUCGAUCCGACUCCAAGGUACACAAGGGUCAAAGUAGGACCUCAUCCCUCAUGUCGGUCUCGAGCUUGGGCCAUACCUCAGAUCGUGGACGACUUUCACCUCCGCCUUUUACCCUCGCGAGCAUACCUUCAAAUUAUCUUGGCAACGAUGUAAUGCAGGACAGCCGGGACACGGUUCUGCUGGUCGAGGACAAUGAGAUCAACAUGAAGCUCCUGGUGGCCUUUAUGAGGAAACUCAAGACUCCAUUCCACUGCGCGGCCAACGGUCGGGAAGCCGUCGAUAUAUUCCGUCGGACUCCACGAACAGUAUUUCUUGUUCUGAUGGAUAUGAAUAUGCCUGUCAUGGAUGGAUUUACCGCGACUGCGAAGAUUCGCGAAACCGAGGAGAAACUAGGCCUUUCACGGGCGUACAUCAUGGCACUAACAGGUGGCACAGAUGAUACAAGUAAGGCUCGAGCCUUUGCGUGCGGCGUCAAUGACUUUUACUCGAAGCCGGUGCGGAUGUUGGAGCUGAAGAUGGUCCUGGAAAAAGUCCGGCAGGGUACGACGAAGUUGGAUGAAUGAUGUGUCGAUGGGUAUGAAAACGAGAUAUUUUGACUAGCGAGAUACCCUGGUCGCCGACAUUGUAUUAUUUGUACACAAAGUCCGAUGCUAUGGACCAAAUUAUGCAAACAUAUCGGACACUUUGCGGACGCAAACCUGAGAAUUGCGUAUUGAGGAUCGGCAACAAUCUGAUCUAUGAUGACCCUUUUUCAACGAGCAUUCUCCUGGUUGUUCGAGGUUGUCGAAGGUGAGUUUCAUCGGUCUGAUCAGUCCGGUGCAGGUCGUUCCAGCAC
Dissoconium aciculare CBS 342.82 is the source of this 4564-nucleotide messenger RNA. RefSeq lists its product as uncharacterized. The transcript has 5 exons. The coding region runs from base 393 to 4292 and encodes 1299 amino acids. The record is from RefSeq and is a predicted model, not a curated record. NCBI's taxonomy places the organism in Eukaryota, Fungi, Ascomycota, Dothideomycetes, Mycosphaerellales, Dissoconiaceae. Gene Ontology annotation, molecular function: phosphorelay sensor kinase activity; protein binding. Gene Ontology annotation, biological process: phosphorelay signal transduction system; phosphorylation.